Molecule: messenger RNA, 2604 nt
Organism: Rotaria sordida
Lineage: Eukaryota; Metazoa; Rotifera; Eurotatoria; Philodinida; Philodinidae
Source: the annotation of a GenBank genome assembly
AUGCUUUGCAUCAAAUCUGACACAUUAAGCUGGGAUCAAAAAUAUGUGGCAUUAAAAUCAGUUACAAUCGUUUCAAAGAUUCGUUCAUUUGGUGCAGAUGUUAGUAUUACACAAUUAUUUCGAAAUGAUGAAAAUCAACCAAUUGAAGCUGUAUAUUGUUUUCCAAUUGAAGAAAAUGCUGCAAUUUAUUCAUUUGUAGCAAAAAUUGAUGAUAGAGAAAUUCGUGCUCAAUUGAAAGAAAAAAUUCAAGCACAACAAGAAUAUACACACGCUUUGCAACAAGGUCAUGGUGCUUAUCUUAUGGAACAAGACGAAAAAUCACAAGAUAUAUUCAUUAUCAAUGUAGGAGCUCUACUUCCUGGAAAAGAAUGUCAAAUUCAAAUUAUCUACGUAACUGAAUUGGAUCUUAUUAGUCAAAAUAAAAUUCGUUUUGUUGUACCAACAACAAUAGCACCACGAUAUAAUCCGUCAGUUGGUGGUAUUUCAUCUCCUGCUGGUACACAAACAAAAUAUGUUCAAUCAACAUUGUAUACAAUCGAUUUUCAAUGUCAAAUUGAUAAACUACAUGGAGAAAUAACAAGUGUUUCAUCAUCUUCACAUUCAAUUGUAAUUAAAUUUAAUGAUAAUAAAUAUGAAAUAACAUUUGGUCAAAAGAAUACAUUUAUGGAUCGAGAUAUUAUUCUUGAUAUUGAAUUAUCAACACGAACAAAUACAAUUUUAGCUACUGAAAAAAAUGAUAAACAUCAAUUGGCUUUAAUGGCAUCAUUUACACCUACGAAUAAAGAUUGUAGAAAAGCAUUUAAUACUAACAAAAAUAUCAAGGAUGUAAAUAAUGAAUUUAUUUUUAUUGUUGACUGUAGUGGUUCAAUGCAACAUGAAAAUAAAAUUGGUCUUGCUCGUCAAGCGAUGAUUUUAUUUCUCAAGAGUUUACCAGUCAAUUGUCAAUUUAAUAUUAUCCGAUUUGGAUCUGAUUAUAGAACAUUGUUUAAUAAUGUAACUGAAAUAUAUAAUAAACAAAAUGCAAGACAAGCUGAACAAUUGAUUUCACAAAUGUCGGCUGAUCUUGGUGGAACUGAAUUAUUGAGACCAUUACAAUGGUUACAAAAUCAGGCACCUGUUAUUGGUCAUUCUCGACAAAUAUUACUACUGACUGAUGGAGAAGUAUCUAAUGUUACCGAAGUAAUGAAUCUUUGUCGAUCAAUGUCAACAUCAACAAGAAUUUUUUCAUUCGGUCUUGGUCAUUCACCAAGUCGAUCAUUGAUUAAAGGUCUUGCUCGUUCAACAAACGGUCGAUUUACAUUUAUUCCUCCAGGAACAAGUGUCGAUGUUCAUGUUGCUGAACAACUUCAAAAAGCUCACGAACCAUGUAUUACUAAUGUUAAAAUUAAAUGGAAUAUUUCAUCAUUAACAUCAUCCAAACUUCAAACUAUUCCAACAAUUAUUCCACCUAUUUAUGCCAAUGAUCGUCUUUUAUUUUAUGCACUAGUCGAAAGUGAUCAAUUCAAUCAUUCCACAACUGUCGAACUUUGGAAUCAUGACGAAACAGUUCAACUUGGAUUAGCUAGAAUCGAUCAUAUACCAGAGACUACAGAUGAUAAUAAUAAUCAAUUAAUAACUCAUUUGGCAGCUAAGGCUCUGAUUCAAGAAAUUACACAUUCUAAAGAAUUACAAGCCGGAUCUCAACAAACUAGAUUGCAACAGAAUAUAGAAGAUGAUAGAAAAAAGCAAGCAAUCGCUAUUUCAUUAAAAUAUAAUAUUCUCUGUCCACACACAGCUUUUAUCGGUAUUGAAACACGUACAGAUUCAUCAGGCAAAAAUGCCAACUCGAACAUGAUAUUACGAGAAAUUCCAAUCGAAAUAUCAGCCGAUGAUAAAGUCAUGACCGGAUUACAAUCUAUAUUCGUCACUUCACAUGAUGCUAGCUUAAAUUGUAAAAGGAGAACAAUGCCUCAAUAUCAACAAUCAAUGUCCACAUACGGUUCUACUACAUUACCGCAACAAUCGACAUUAGGAUUUUCUUUUGGUGCAUCUUCUAGUCAUCAACAAUUUUCUUCACAAUAUAACCCAUAUCCACCACAAGCAUCACUAUCCGCAUAUUCUUUUGGUGCACCUUCCACUUCUCAACAAUAUUCUCCAUCAUCUGACACAUUUUUGCAACAAGCACCAUUAUUCGAUUCUUGGUCAUCUAACAUUUCACGAGAAACUGGUGACUAUGGUAGAUUCUCCUUUACCAAUACAAACAUUGAUGAAGCAAGUUCUUUAUUUUCAUCUUUAAUGACUGAACAGAAAAUAUGGCCAUCAAAUGAUCAAGACAUUGUUCGUCACUUGAUUAAUUUACAAAAAUUUGAUGGACUUUGGAAUUUAACUGAUGAUGAUAUUCAAAAUCUUUGUCAUAAACCACUAAAAUCUUUUCAUUCAAUUAUCACUAAUGAUUCGAUUAUUCUAACAACUGUCAUUGUUAUCAUUGUCUUGGAAAUGAAAUAUGAUACCUUCAAAACAAUGUGGUUAUUUGUAGUAAAUAAAGGAAGAAAACGUUUAAUAGAAUUGUUGGGUGAUACAAAAAAACUCGAAAGAUUAAUUAAUGACAUCAAACAUCAACUAUAA